Torulaspora delbrueckii is the source of this 1329-nucleotide messenger RNA. RefSeq names its product Apm1p (gene APM1). Gene Ontology annotation, molecular function: clathrin-cargo adaptor activity. The record is from RefSeq and is a predicted model, not a curated record. Lineage: Eukaryota; Fungi; Ascomycota; Saccharomycetes; Saccharomycetales; Saccharomycetaceae. Bases 1 to 1329 code for a protein of 442 amino acids. Gene Ontology annotation, cellular component: clathrin adaptor complex; clathrin-coated vesicle. Gene Ontology annotation, biological process: intracellular protein transport; vesicle-mediated transport. The transcript has a single exon.
AUGGUUUCAGGGAUUUAUUUCUGUGAUAUUAAAGGUAGACCGAUUCUUUCAAGACGGUAUAGGGAUGACAUUCCGCUGUCGGCCAUCGAUAGGUUUGCACCUCUCCUUGCAGAUCUAGAGGAAGAAUCCAGUGUCAUCCCACCUUGUUUGAAUCACCGUGGUAUUCAGUAUCUUUUCAUCGAGCAUGAGGAUCUGUAUGUUGUUGCAUUGUCCACAUCUUUAGCCACCAAUGCGGCACAGGUCUUCACGUUUUUGCAUAAACUAGUGGAAGCCCUAGGAGACUAUCUCAAGACAGUUGAAGAAGAAUCUGUUAGGGACAAUUUUGUUAUAAUCUAUGAGUUGUUGGACGAAAUGAUGGACUAUGGUAUUCCUCAAAUUACCGAGACCAAGAUGCUCAAACAAUAUAUUACUCAGAAAUCAUUCAAAUUGAUCAAAGCUGUCAAGAAGGUCAAGGCUACGGCAAGGCCGCCCACCGGUUUGACUAAUUCCGUUAGUUGGAGAGCGGAUGGUAUAACGUAUAAGAAAAACGAGGCGUUCUUAGACAUUGUGGAGUCGAUCAAUAUGGUUAUGAACCAACAAGGACAGGUGCUCAGGUCCGAGAUUAUUGGGCAAGUGAUAGUUAGGUCGCGGCUGUCCGGUAUGCCUGAUUUGAAGCUGGGCAUUAAUGACAAGGGCAUCUUUACUAGGGAUCCAGAGACGGGUGAAAGCCAAGUCACCGCAGGAAAGAAGAAAUCUAGCGCUGAAUUGGAGGAUUUGAAAUUCCACCAAUGUGUGAGGUUAAGCAAAUUUGAGAACGAGAAAAUUAUAACUUUUAUACCACCUGAUGGUGAAUUUGAACUUAUGAGUUACAGAUUAACUACUCCAGUGAAACCGUUAAUUUGGUGUGAUGUUAACGUGCAAGUGCAUUCAAAAUCGAGGAUAGAGAUCCAUUGCAGGGCAAAGGCUCAAAUUAAGAAGAAAUCGGUUGCUAAUAACGUUGAAAUAUUGAUUCCUGUUCCAGAUGAUGCCGACACUCCUUCUUUCAGGUACUCUCACGGAUCCAUCAAAUGGGUCCCAGAGAAAAAUGCUAUUCUUUGGAAGAUCAGAAGUUUUUACGGUGGUAAAGAAUACUCCAUGGCAGCGCAGAUGGGGCUGCCCUCUAUCAAUGGCGUUGAGAAGCCAAAAUUCAAAAGGCCGGUUCAAGUAAAAUUCCAAAUUCCAUACUUUACCACUUCAGGAAUUCAAGUGCGUUAUCUGAAAAUUAAUGAACCCAAGCUUCAAUACAAAAGUUACCCUUGGGUCCGGUACAUAACCCAGAAUGGAGAUGAUUACACGAUAAGACUGAACUAA